CUCAUUUGUAAACGACUCGCAGAUUCGAAUCUCUUCCCACACUGAGGCACCUCGUGUUCGGCGUGAUAGCAGCAGCUUCCUGCUUCUUCCUUGUAAUACAUUAAAAGGUUCAUUAUGGCAGGAUGCAUCAAUCAAGCAAACGUGAAGUUCUCAAACCUGUUUCGUCAAGGAAGCGGUGUGUACAGAGACCUGGCCCAGGAUCAGGAUCCAGAUCAGAUUGGCGAUAGUCAUGAGAUCUCAGUGGAGCUGAAGUCCUCGGCUGAGGGAGAAGAGGAAGUGGUCAGAUCUUUUAGUCAGAAUCUGCAGAAAUCUCCUAAAAGGAAAUGGAGCAACUUGGCAAAGAUUACUGUCCUCGUUAUCUUUGUCUUUAUCGCUGGGUACCUUGUCGGUUAUGUGACGGUGCCUAAGCCACGCAUCAGCAUGAACACUGCGACAGCUGUGACAACUGUGGACACUGUGGACACUGAGCCCUCUGAAGACAUCUACUACAAACCCGCUCAGCCCUUUGCGGACUGGAGCUCCGUCGUAGAGGCACUGGGAGAGAACCUCAAACCUGCAGCCAUGGACAAAACCUUGCAAGAGAUUUCAUCUCAGGACCUUCAGGCCGGCAGCGAUGGAGAACACGCCCUGGCCCAGAAGGUGUUGGAGAAGUUCAAGGCUUUCGGGAUGGACCACUGGAAGGACGUGCACUACGUGAAGCUGCAGGUGCCGUCGGGGGAGAACAAAGUGCUGAUGGGGUCUGACGUGGUCGGAAGUCCAAAGGGGUAUUUAGCCUACAGUGCAACGGGAACCAAACAGGGAAAGGUGGUGUACGCUAACUACGGCCGAAGAGAAGAUCUGGAGAACUUCAAGAACCAGGGAAUAAACCUGGAAGAGAAGAUCGCACUGAUGAGAGCUGGAAAGAUCAGCCUGGCUGAGAAGGUGGAGAAUGCGGCCCAGGUCGGUUUAGCCGCGGUUCUGAUUUAUCAGGACACAAGUAACGAGAGAGAACUGAACACCGAGCUCUACGGCCAGGUUCAUCUCGGAACAGGAGAUCCUUACACUCCAGGGUUUCCUUCCUUCAACCACACCCAGUUCCCUCCUUCUGAAUCCUCAGGUCUUCCUAAGAUCCUGGCGCAGUCCAUCACCGCCGAAACAGCUCGCAAAAUCCAUCUGAACAUGAAAGGAAAGGAUGCGCCCUCAGAUUUCUCUGGAACGCUGCCAGGCGUCAGUAAAUACACACUGGGAGGAGAGACAAACGUCACCGUGACGGUUAAUAACGUCCUCGUCGACACCGAGAUCCAUAACGCCUUCGGCAUCAUUAAGGGCUUCAUCGAUCCAGAUCGCUACGUGGUGCUCGGCGCUCAGAGAGACGCGUUUGGCGGCGGAUUCGCCAAGUCCACCGUCGGCACGUCGCUGCUGGUGGAGCUCGCUAGGGCCGUCACUGACAUGCUGAAAGCUGGCUUUAAGCCGAGGAGGAGCAUCGUGUUUGCCAGCUGGAGUGCCGGAGAUUUCGGCAGCGUCGGUGCUACAGAGUGGCUUGAGGGUUAUCUCUCCUCACUGAACCUCAGAGCCUUCACCUACAUCAGCCUGGACGCCACUGUGUCUGGUGUAAAGCAGUUCAAAGCCUCCUCCAGUCCACUGUUAUACAAACUUCUGAAGAACACGAUGAAAGAGGUGAAGAGUCCUCGGAACAUGCUCCUCACCCUCUCUCAGGAUUUUGCUUCUUCAGACUGGACCAAAUCAGUUCUGGAGCCCAUGAGGGUGGAGGACGGAGCUUAUCCUUUCCUGGCCUCCUCUGGAAUCCCCUCCAUCUCCUUCCGCUUCGUCUCGGACAGCGAGACUUCAGACUAUAAGUAUUUUGGAACAUUUCUGGACACCAGAGAAAGUCUGAACCAGGCCACCGAGGGGAAGCUUCUGAACGUCUGUGUGACUGCCGCUCAGAUAGCAGGACGGAUGGCGCUGCGGCUCGUCCACGAUCACAUCCUCAAUCUGGACGUUAGCGAGUACAACAAGGUCAUCAUGAGCAACGUCCUGAAGAUCACCAAAGAGAUCAGAAAGGUUGAAGCACUCGGUGUGAAUUCGUCCUCAGUCCUGAAAGACAAGUGGCUGUAUUCUGCGGUCGGCUCGUUCUCUCGCGCCGUUUCUGCCCUGAACAGUGAUAAUAUCAACAGUGAUCUGGAUGACGCCGUGACGUGUCGCAACAUCAACGACCGCAUCAUGAGGGUGGAGCACAACCUCUUGUCACCGUACGUCUCCCCGAGGGACGUCCCGUUCCGUCACAUCAUCUUCGGCUCCGGUGAUUACAGCGUCAGCAGUCUGCUCACACAUCUCAGUGCCCUCAAACAGCAGGCCGUAGGUUCUGAUGCCGAUUUGUUCCGGAACCAGUUUGCACUGAUCACCUGGACCAUCCAGAGCUGCGCUAACGACCUAAAGGGAAAUAUCCAGGGUCUGGACAACUGAUGAGCAGCAUCUCUGCGCCAGGCUCGGCUCCGUCCGAGGGAGUGUUAUAACCCACACAUCUCAGUAACACACACCUAUUACAUAAAAUAAAUAAACACACACACCUAGGUCAUUGCUACAGGCUGAGCUAAUAAUCUAAAGCUAACGUUAAGGUUUUCAUGGAGGUUUAGUCGAUAAUCAUUAAGUGCUGGGCGACUAAUAGCGUAGCGACAUUACGAUAAAUAUCCCAACAAAUUCCUCCAUACUGCAUAAAUUUAUCAUCCGCUGCUUUAAAAAAAACACUGAAACACGAGAAGCAUGAACCUCAUUUAUUAAUCAGACUUGAAGUCAGUGGGGUUUUUGUUUUGUUUUGUUUAUUGUUUUGAACAUUUUUUUUUCUGAAUAAAUCGUAUAUGGCAGUAUAUCUGUAGUCGUAUCGCCCAGCCACCAGGUCAAUUAUUUAUUUAUGUUAUUUCUGAAUCCUGCUGUUUUUAAUUAACACGCUGGUUAUUUCGGAUAAUCAGCAGGACAUCAGGUGAAUAUAACCUGCUGAAGCACACACAACACGUGCACUCGUUUCUCAGGUUCUGACUCGGUUAGUUGUGUCCCAAUCGGAAGCUGAUCGGACCUUUGAUUCUGAUUCAUUCACUUGCACUUAAUCGAGUUUCCAAACGAAAUCCCUGGCAGGGGGAAAAAAGGCUGCUUUUGGAUCAUCUGGUUAUUUUUUUUUACCUGUUUAGCAUGAAAUGUGUUUGUCUGUUAUUAUUUAUUUAUCAGUGACAGUGUUCACUAUAAAUGUGAUUUUGUACUUUUUUUUACAUUAUCGGAAGCAGUGUCUUCCAUAAUUGUGACGGUUAUACUGUCAGUUUAUUAAAGCAGCAUCUGCUCUGAGGAAUACACGUUAUCCAACAAGCCGUCACCAGAAAUCAGCACACGCUCGCUCAGCUUUUCAGACCUGUAGGGUCUCGUCCCUGCUUCACAAACCUACUGUAAAUAAAAUUCCAGUUUAAACACAAAAAUUCACACCACUUUGUGAUGCACUUUGUCAAGACAAAUGUGUUAGAAACAAUUUGUGAUUUAGUGGAAAUUGUGAGGCGUGUGUUUAUCUAAAACGACCACUUUGAUCUUUUAUGGUUUCACACAAUUCUCUUAUUAAAAUAUUAACAGUGAUCGAAACAACUCGCUCUGAAAUAGUGUGUUUCGAACCCACACCAUUGUUCCAAAGCGUCCUAUAAAGGUGUUGAUCGAUUUUGUACACCUGCAGCUCUGACGGGUCUAAUCUAGUUUAGUCUGAUCCUAAUGUUACUAACGUGUUCACGUUAAAAUAUAAAUUCCAUAGUCAGCCGCCGGCUCUGAGAUCUCACUCAACAUCACGACGCCUCCAGCACACCGGAAUUAAACUGUAAUGGUGGUGAUCACGCCGUAGUGAGAGCGACAUCAUCACCGUGUCGAUCGGCGUCCGACCGUCAGAGCCGACUGUGGGGAUUUCUGUGACGAAGCUUGGUGUUAUUUCUCGUUCUGAAACAUUAUCGGGAGCAGUGUCUUCCAUAAUGCACCGUGUGAAGGUAGUUUUUGUCUACCAGUGUGUAUUUAUCGAGGGCAGUGUUCCUCAUAUUUCACUGUAAGGUGGAGUCAAUUAUCGGGAACAGUGUUUCCCAUAGUUUUGUACAAGUUUAUGUUAACAUGUUUUCCCUUCCGUUAUAUUGUGUGUGUGUGUGUGUGUGUGUGUGUGUGUGUGUGUGUGUGUGUGUGUGUGUGUGUGUGUGUGUGUGUGUGUGUGUGUGUGAGAAGAAAUAUCAGUCUUUCUCCUGUGGUACUUUUCAGUUGGUCAUUUUGAAAUUCAUUUUAAAUUCAAUAACACACCUUUUUUGAUUGGAUGAAUCCAAGAAGAAUCCAAAAACCAGUUCAAAUCUUUGCAGUUUUAUUGUUUCGGCCACAACUGACCACCAGGAGAAACGUCUACACAGAUAUGUGUGUGUAGUGGUUGUGCUUUUUUUUUCUUCUUCUUCAGCUUUAACUUUCAGAAGUUUUUUAAGUCCCUUAAGUGUGCUUUCAUGCCUGUUCCUCCGUGUGUCGAGUCUGAAUCGGAGUGAAUCUGAUUCUUUUGAUUCCUUUGCCAUUAGUUUUGAUUCGGUUUCAUUCUGCACGUCGUUAAAUAAAAUAAAAAAAUCAU
Molecule: messenger RNA, 4594 nt
Organism: Tachysurus fulvidraco (yellow catfish)
Lineage: Eukaryota; Metazoa; Chordata; Actinopteri; Siluriformes; Bagridae
Gene: tfr1b
Product: transferrin receptor 1b
Exons: 19
Coding region: 115-2442 (775 amino acids)
Biological process (GO): iron ion transport; intracellular iron ion homeostasis
Cellular component (GO): external side of plasma membrane
Source: RefSeq, a predicted model, not a curated record